UACAUCGAUGGGUCUUUGGGAUUGGUUUUCCAGAGCAUCAGCUUCAGGUUUUGGCUCUUCAUCCACCGCCGAGCAAGUCACUGAUGGAAUUGAUGCAACCGCCCUCACUGCUAUUGUCACAGGUGCAACCAGUGGAAUUGGAAAAGAAACGGCAAGAGUACUGGCUGUAAGGGGAGCCAAAGUAAUCAUUCCAUCAAGAAACUUAGAGAGUGGUUUAAAGGUAAAGGAAGUUCUUCUCAAAGAGCAACCAAACGCAAAGUUGGAGGUUAUGGAAAUGGACUUGGCCUCUAUCAAAUCUGUCACUUCCUUUGCUCGCUCCUUCAAUUCUUCACAUCGUCACUUGAAUAUACUCGUUAACAAUGCAGCGAUAAUGGGUUGCCCUUUCCAGCUCUCUGUAGAUGGAGUAGAAUUGCAGUUUGCUACCAAUCACCUGGGGCAUUUCCUCCUAACAAAACUCUUGUUAGACAAGCUUAAAGCAACAUCAAAAUCAACUGGGAUUGAAGGAAGAAUAGUCAAUGUCUCAUCUUCGGCUCAUAGAUAUCCAAAUAGUAGUUCAAACCUAAUCGGUCUGGACAAGAUAAAUGACAUAUCUAUGUACAAACCAUUUGAUGCAUAUGGUCGAUCGAAGCUCGCAAAUAUAUUGCAUGCUAAUGAGCUAUCUAAGCAAUUGCAGGAAGGAGGAGUUAAUGUGACUGCAAAUUCCCUACAUCCAGGGCUUAUUCCUACUAAUAUAAAUCGAUAUACAAUUUUUGGAAGAGCCAUUCUUCCCCUAACAUUAUUACUGAAGCCAUUUGUGAAAAACAUAGAACAGGGUGCAUCAACGACUUGUUAUGUGGCUCUUCAUCCCAACUUGAAAGGUAUUAGUGGAAAAUACUUUGCCGAUUGCAAUGAAAAGCAACCUUCUUCUCAAGCUCGGGAUAAGGAUUUGGGUAGAAAAUUAUGGGACUUCAGUCAAGACUUACUUAACAACUUAAACAAACCCAAAUAAUUCCUAAGACAGAGUUUGGAACCA
Messenger RNA from Telopea speciosissima, 1012 nucleotides. RefSeq names its product short-chain dehydrogenase TIC 32, chloroplastic-like. The record is from RefSeq and is a predicted model, not a curated record. The transcript is spliced from 8 exons. Lineage: Eukaryota; Viridiplantae; Streptophyta; Magnoliopsida; Proteales; Proteaceae. Bases 8 to 988 code for a protein of 326 amino acids.